ACCAAUAUAAAACAACGUGACUAGCAAAAGGUCCAAACGUAACGAAGAAACAACAAUAGCAACAAAAACGAAGUAAGAGUUUAUAUUUUGUGCAAAGAUGUCAACUGUGGGCGCUGCGAAGAAUGCCGCCAGCGUGUCCGAGGCGCGUCCGGAGGCAAUCUUUCGGGAAAUCAAUGCCGAUCAGUCGGAUGAAGUGGUCGAGAUUGAGUCGGCCUGCAUGAGCUGCUUCAAGAAUGGCGUCACCCGAGUGCUGCCCACAAAGAUUCCCUUCUUUCGCGAGGUGGUCAUCAUGUCCUUCAAGUGCGAACAUUGCGGCCACUCGAACAAUGAAAUGCAGUCGGCAUCCGAGAUCCAAAAGUCGGGCAUACGCAUCGAGCUGGAGGCAAAGACGGCAGCGGACCUUAAUCGGCGUGUGGUGCGGUCAGAUAACUCCAGCAUCAGCAUACCCGAGAUAGAGCUGGAGAUACCAGUGCAGUCGCAGAAGGGCGAGGUGACCACGGUGGAGGGCAUCAUUGAGCGCACCAUUGCUGGCCUGUCGCAGGACCAGGCGAAGCGACGCAUAGACCAUCCCAAGGAAGCAGCGUCCAUUGAUGGCUACAUUGAGCGCCUGAGGCAGCUCAAGGAAAUGCAGAAACCCUUUCGACUCCUGCUCGAGGACAUUUCAGGCAACAGCUUCAUUGAGAACAUUGUGGCACCCGCCGCAGAUCCACAGCUAAAGACAGCGUUCUUCACACGCUCCAAGCAGCAAAACGAGCUAUUGGGUCUUUACGAGCAAAAUCACGACGAUCAUCUGCUUCAGCCCAUCGCCGAGGAUGAGUGGCCCAUUGAGAAUCUGCACGGCGAAGUGCUGCAGUUCGCCACCAACUGUCCUAACUGCCAGGCGCCAUGCGAGACGAACAUGAAGCUAACGGAGAUACCGCACUUCAAGGAGGUGGUCAUCAUGGCCACAGUGUGCGGCAGCUGCGGCCACAAGACGAACGAGGUGAAGUCGGGCGGCGGUGUCGAGAAGCAGGGUGUGCGCUUCAAGGUUAGCAUUGCCAGCAAGGCCGAUCUGACACGAGAUGUUCUGAAGUCCGAGACGUGCAGUCUUUCGAUACCCGAACUCGAUCUGGAGGUGGGUCCCCAUGCCCUUUGUGGACGUUUCACCACCAUUGAGGGUCUGCUGGUGGCCAUGCGGGACCAGUUGGACGGCACCUUCUUCCAUGACUCGGCCGACGAGAAGACCAAAUCGAAAAUGGACACAUUUCUGGAGACAUUCGAUGCGGUCAUGAAGCUGGAAAAGGUACUUACGCUGGUGCUUGAGGAUCCCGCUGGCAACACCUAUGUCCAAUCGCUGAGCGACGAUGACACCGAGGCGGACGACAAGCUAAUCGUGGAGAGAUAUGAUCGCUCCUUCGACGACAACGAGGAGCUGGGUCUGAACGACAUGAAAACCGAAAACUAUGAGCAGGAUGCGUGAUAGCCGAUGUGGCAGUAACUCCACUCCACUCGUACACUGGGCAUUUAUCAUAAAAAUCAAAUAGAAGUUCCCUUUUCCCCUUUCUAUAAGUCUAUUAAAAAUGGAAAUAACUUUGA
This is a messenger RNA of Drosophila guanche, 1575 nucleotides long. It is a transcript of the gene Zpr1, whose product is annotated as zinc finger protein ZPR1. NCBI's taxonomy places the organism in Eukaryota, Metazoa, Arthropoda, Insecta, Diptera, Drosophilidae. Bases 98 to 1459 code for a protein of 453 amino acids. Gene Ontology annotation, cellular component: nucleus; cytoplasm. Gene Ontology annotation, molecular function: zinc ion binding. The transcript has 2 exons. The record is from RefSeq and is a predicted model, not a curated record.